This is a messenger RNA of Podarcis lilfordi (Lilford's wall lizard), 26896 nucleotides long. The record is from the annotation of a GenBank genome assembly. NCBI's taxonomy places the organism in Eukaryota, Metazoa, Chordata, Lepidosauria, Squamata, Lacertidae.
UCCGCUUCCAGGGCGCCGGAUUCGAGCGGCGCCGUCGCUGCCGCCUGAGGGGAAUCUUCGAAGCCGCCGCCGCCGCCUGAGGGGAAUCCCAGGCCGCCGCCGCCGCCGCCAUCAUGUCGCAGGUGGAGCCCGAGACGCUGCCGCCGCCGCUGUCGGAGGUGGAGGGCCGGGCCGAGGAGCUGGGCCUCGGCCAGCUACCCACGGCCUUGCCCCGCCUCAUUAUAUCCUUUCUUGGCGGGGAAGAAGCGGAGAGCGUGUCUCUCUCUGUGUGUGAAAGACCCCCCUCAUCCCACCCACCAUAAUCUGUGGGGUCCUUCCAUCCCUCCUCGUGGCCCGGGACUCCCGUGGGCAUCUCCCUCAUCCUUUUUUAAUGUAUUUAAUGUAUUUCUACCCCGCAGUCCCCCCACCCCGCGACUCAGGUUAAUAAUAAUAAUAAUAAUAAUAAUUUAUUUAUACCCCGCCCAUCUGGCUGGGUUUCCCCAGCCGCUCUGGGCGGCUUCCAACAAAAUAUUAAAAUAUAAUAGUCUGUUAAACAUGAAAAGCUUCCUUAAAUGGCUUGAAAAUGUAAAGGGCGGAGGGGGGGUUGGAAGGCAAUCACUUAAAAAAAUAAAUCCAAAAUAUGACGCCCAAGGAAAAUGCUCAAGGUCGCUACCGGGCCCUUUUAAGACUCAGAAAUAAGAACAGCUUGAAAACGUAAAGGGGGAGGGGGGGAAGGCAAUCGCUUAAAAAUAAUAAUUUAAAAAAAAAUCCAAAAUAUGAAGUCCAAGGAAAAUGCUCAAAUUCACUACCCUGCCCUUUUAAGACUCAGGCUAGAAAUAAGAACAGCUUAUAAGCGUAGAGGGGGGAGGCAAUCACUUAAAAAUAGUAGUUUAAAAAUCCAAGAAUCUGACCCCAAGCAAAAUGCUCAAGGUCACUACUGCACCCUUUCAGACCCAACAUCAUCCUGGAGCAGCUGUGUUUUGUUACCUUGUGUGUUUUUUUUAAUACUACAAAGCUGCCAUGUGUUUUUCGGGAUGAAGGGCAAUAUCUCUCUCUCUCCAUAUCUAUAUAGCCAGAUGGGUGGGGUAUAAAUACAGUGGUACCUCAGGUUACAUAUGCUUCAGGUUACAUACGCAUCAGGUUACAGACUCCGCUAACCCAGAAAUAUUACCUCGGGUUAAGAACUUUGCUUCAGGAUGAGAACAGAAAUCGUGCUCUGGUGGCACGGCAGCAGCAGGAGGCCCCAUUAGCUAAAGUGGUGCUUCAGGUUAAGAACAGUUUCAGGUUAAGAACGGACCUCGGGAACAAAUUAAGUACUUCACCUGAGGUACCACUGUAAUAAAUUAUUUUUACGACUACUACUACUAUAUAUCUAUAUCUAAUCUAUCUGUAUAAAUUUAGUUAAUAACAGCAACAACUUUUGAGUAUAGUGCCAUUCUGUACAGUUGGAACGCAAUAGGAAACAAAGCCAUUGGCGUGCCGUGCGAAUUCAACAAGUACCUUUGUUCCCUCGCAGCAGAGCGAAAGUUGAUAAAAACUAGUUUUGAGCCAGCCUUUUAUCUGCCAGCAUAAGUAUGCAGUUUUCCCUUAGUAUUUGUACUCUAUGUAUCAGACAUCUGAUAGCUGGACCCAGCGUAUCGGUAAGUAAAUGCUGUGCAAACCAGUUAGAUUUACUCAGUGCUUUUUUUCUGGGGGUACACAUACCCCUAAACAUUUUGUGAAUCUUUGUACUUUUGUCCAUUUACUGUAUUUAUUUUCCCCGAUUUGCACUAUAAAAUGGUGAUUUUCUUGAGUCAAAAAGAGUACCCCUAAACAUUUGUUUUAGGGGGAAAAGCAUUGGAUUUACUUCCCUGUUUUGGUGGUGAUUGUACAGGAAAUGUCUCCUUCAGACAUGAACAUGGGAUGCGGCUUAGUCACAUCCACCUUGGUUGGCAAAAUGCACUGAAAUUGUGCCUCUUGGUUAGUUAGGAGUUUUGCCCCAAUGAAGAAGCCCCACAAUAGUUGCAUGACACAGUUUUGUUAUGUCAUGCUGGGGAGCAGGGUAACGGACGUGGUUUGGCACCUACAACUUUUUUCCUAGUUUCCCACCACAAUCCUUCUGCACCAGAAACCAGCAGUUAUUGCUUGUAGGUGUUCGGAAACUGCUUGAUACUUGGGUCCAUCUUUGAUACCUUUACUCUCUUUUUACAAGCUAUAAAGAUCUAUGGCCAUAGUUUCAGUUCUCACAAUGUUGAGUAUGUACAGACAAGGCUUUGUGCAAACAAAUGCCGCAAAAUAAUGAGAAUGGAGUAUUAUGGCAGUUGAUGAAACUGUAGUGUAACUCUUGAUUUUGUGGGGAAUUAACGAUUUGUUUUAAUAUUAAAUAAAUGUGUUUUUUUAAUGGGUCUUUUUUAAAAAAAGAAAGAAAAGAGAAUGACUUCCCCCUUUUAGUAUUGUGGGUUUACUUUCUUAAAUUUUUUCAUUCCCAGGUGUCUUAAGGAUCUUGACAGAGCAGUUUCUACCCCGCAUCAAUCUUUCUGAGCUGGAGCAAGCAUUUUUCUCUAAAAUAUUACCAAAGGUAUGACACUUUUGAACCAGCAAGUGUGUGUGUUAAGGACUGCUGAGUAUUCACACUUGCGUACUGUUAUUUAUAUGCUUGAGCUCGUCUUCCAGAAGCAUGUCAUUUUUUAAGAUACAUUUUUUAUUUACAUGUUUUAAUGGAGCUUGGCUUGUGUCAGUGAGCAGUUUGCUUUGAAGAGCGGUGCUAACAGAUAGUAGCUUUUACCACUGUUUUCCCCAUUUUAGUUGAGAAAAUGGGUCUAUAAAAUGGUUGAUAAAUGAUUUGGCACUUAGGUAACAGUUUAGCAUUGGCUUGUUUAAGUUAACAAAAAGGCCUCGAUCUGCAUUCUGAGUUUACCUUAGCUAUCUAUAAAAAUAAACUUCAGAAUCUGGGGUUUUCGUUAACUAAUGAAGAAAAAGGGUAUGAUUGCCAGAUCCAAAAAUUGUUGCUCUUCUGGUUUGGACGAAAUGUCAAAAUAAUUACAAAACCUCCAUUCUAUGGUUAUUUAUUUAGUCACUGCUCAUAGGAUGGUGUCAUUAUAAACAUAAUGGAUUUUUCAAUGCUUCUCUGGGUGGUUAGAUUAUGGAAGAAGAAGAAUUAAGCAAGAUUGAAAAGAUGCUCAGUUAUCUCAGAAGAUUUGCAAGGCAUUGUGAAUUUGGAUUUUUCCAGGAUUGUCUGUUAUCUCUUUAAAUGGAGGUUCUGUAUUUGACUGCCAUGGCUAAUCACACUGUACUCCCAGAUUUUCUCUUGUACUUCUUAAAAGCCAUCGAAGUUAAUAAUAACCAUCCCAACAUAUGACAAUGCUGUGCAAUUUGGUUGCAUUUAAUAUAUAGAAUACCAAUACUGGGUUUUCUGUGGAUAUUAUUUUAAUUGAAAUCUGCUUUUUUUCCUAACAGACCGUACAAUUAUUUGAUCUUUUGAUAUAUGAAUUAUCCCACCAAGCCACAAGUGUAACAAGCCACAAUGUAGAGUUACGUGAAACAUUAAGAAACCAUCUGCAGGUAAAUCUACUGGAAUUAGAACUAACAACAGGAAUGAUACAUAUUAUAUAUAUAUAUAUAUAUAUAUAUAUAUAUAUAUAUAUAUAUUCCACAUUGUUGGCAGUAUUUUGGGAGGGAGUAUACCAGCAUAUGCAUGGUAAAUCAUUUGAGGAUUUGUGAGCAUAUGUUUGAUUCUAUUGUACAAAGGUUGAACAUCUCUAACACUUCUGAUUUGUGUUGAACUGUUGUUUAUAUAACCUCCAUUGAUGCUUACAGUAAUAUUUUUGUCAUACAGACUUUGGUGCAUGUGUUGGAAGCAUUAACAGGGUCUGUGCGCCACAUCUGUACUGUACAGGAUGUUGUGCCCUUAGAACACGUCUACAGUCUUCCCUCUUCCAUUCUUCAUGUAAUCAAGAACACAUUUGUACACUGCAAGGUUGGUGAACUUCAUAGUUAAUACUAUUAAAUUUCUAUACCGCUCUUCAUCUGAAGAUCACAGGGUGGUUUACAAUAUAAAUAGUUCAAUAAGUCUGCAAUAUUUGUAAUUUAACUAUCACACUCUGCCUAAACUUGGUUCAGAAAGAUCUGAAAAAUUGGGAAAAGGCAAAUCAUUCAUUAUUAGGAAGAAUUAACAUAAUAAAAAUGAACAUACCUUCCCAUCAUCCUAUUUCUAUUACAAAACCUGCUUGUCUCUAGAUUGAAUUCAGUUAUAAAAAAGAAUGGCAAAAGGUAAGUUUAUAUGGAAAGACAAAAAACCCAAAGUAGCCAGAAAAGUUGGGAAAGUAGAUAAAAAUGAAGGGGGUUGGAUAUUUCUUAAAUAAGUCAAUAUUUUGAUGAUGCAGGACAAUUAGUAUGGUUAAUGCAAUGGGACAAGCCUAAAGAGAGCUAUAACAGGCCAUCACAGGAAUAUUUUGUCAAAACCGAUAUUAGAAGCCUACUAUCGGUAAGUGGAAGAGACAGAAAUAUUGUGUGUCUGACAAAACAGAAUCAUAGAAUUGUAGAGGUGGAAAGGACCCUGAGGAUCAUGUAGUUCAACCCCAACAAUACAGGAAUAUACAGCUGUCCUAUAUGGGGAUCGAACCUGCAACCUUGACAUUGUCAGCACCACACUAUAACCAACUGAGUUAAUAGAUAUUUGCUUGGAAACAUGAGACCAAUACAAACAGAUUUUAUCACAUAAAACCUGACGAUUGGCCUCUACGUUAGAUGAGAGAAGAUUUAAUUUGAAAGGAUAAGUAAUUUUCAGUUUUGGAAAGAUAAAUUGGAGUCCUUUCAAGAUUGAGACUGAACAAGUGAAGCCUAAAUUAGAGCUUGAUACUCCUGUUUCUAGUAUCUGCAAAUCUGAACCUUCUUAAAUAGGCCUUUCCAAUGCUUGCUUUUUCUCAUUUGCUUGUUCUGUAAGUAUGAAGUUGAGUCCUGUCACCUGUUUGAGCUUGGCAAGUCUGUGAACUAGAUUUGGGGAGCUGCCUGCUUCCCAAAAUGUUUGCCCUUCCUUCUGCCACCAGGUGGAGGAGCCAUAACCUAACCUGCUAGCCUUGUGCUACCAGUGGAAAACAACCCUUUAGAUAACUGCCAACUGUAUUCUCACAGGGUAUCACAAGGAUAUUAGAGAUUUAGUAACUUGGUGCAAACAAUUUUCCAGUGUUUGUUUCCAUUGAAAUCGAUACUGAGAAAGCCUGAAUACAGUUUUGUUCAAUAAAUACUAUCCUGAUAUGCACUCAUACUUUUUAAGGAUAAUUUUCAGAGGGGAGAACCUCUGGUGUUAGUAUGCAGCAGCAAACCCCCCCCCCCCAAAUGUAUAUUAUGCCAUAGUAAUACAUUUGUUUGUCUGUAAGGUGUCACAAGAAACUUUGUUGUUUUAUCUGGGAUAAAUUCUGGAGUACAUAUUGUAUAGCAUGUAGUGAGAUAUUUUAUUUAGUGCUUAGCAGCUAUGGAUAAUAUGAAUAGAGAAAUGAUCUGGGUCAUGAAUUAGUUACUUCCACCACUGAUCUAUGCAAUGUGUUCACUUUCUCUCCGUUUUUUUUAUUUUGCUACAGAAUAGUGAGUCGUUGUACAGUGAGUGUCUCCACUUGUUUUCGGAUUUACUCCAGUCUCUGUUUAAGGAGGCCUAUGCUUUGCAAAAGCAGUUUAUGGAACUGCUUGAGAUGGUAUCUGUGAACUCGUGUGCUGCUGAAGACAGUAUAGCGAUUAUAGCGUCAGGUGUGUAUGCAAACCAUGCACUUUAAAGCAGACCACUCUCCCAAAUGUAUAAACUCCUACCACAUACCUAUUCCCUUCUGUUAAAGUUGGUGUUCCUCAUCAGUCCAGGAUGAUCUGAUCUGCUUCUCAAAUUCAGGGCUAAAUGUGAGAUAAAAGCAAUUAAAAGUGCAGCUAUCACUUAACUACUGUUGUGAACGUAGGGAAAUGGUGGUCUUCGUUGUAUUGAAUGAGCUUCAUUGUAUUGAACGGUUCACUAUAUUAUAUGCUGAACUUACCUUGCAUUUACUUUUUGUCCUUUGCUCUACAGCUGUUCAUACUUUGCUGGAGAUCUGUUCUGCUAUUUCCAGCAUAGAUCAUGCGCUUCAUGCAAACACAUGGAAGUUCAUAAUCAGGUAUGUUUUUAUUCUAUUAAUGUUAUCUGUUAUAUAAUCUAAAUAGAUUAUAUGAGCUCUGCAUCAAAUUGUGAUAUUGAAAAAUCUGUAUCUAAUUCAGCUUGUUAGACAUAAUAUGGGCUCAGAUUUGGACUGACGGCAGCUCCUCCAUUGUGAAGAAUGCUCUGCGGAAAUAGAACCCAUAGAUCAGAAUGGAUCAAUAUAAUAAAAAUGAAUUUUUAGUUUCAAAUUAGUUAAAAGGUACAUGAUUGCACUAAAUGGCUAUUAAGCCCCAAAAUAUCUCAUUUACAGUCUACCCUGAGAUCAUGGCUUUAAAAUCUGAGAAGGAAUGAAUCAUUUAGAUUUAAAUACUUAAUUAAAAAAUACGACAGAGUUCUGGGCCAUUGCAUUGCUUAAAUGUAGUGGUGAGAUGGAUGAGGGAAAACAAGCUAAGCUUGAAUCAUAGCAAGGUGGAGUCACCGUGGGCGAGUAGUUCCCAUGUCUGAGAAAUUAGUGAAUUGCCUACCCUGGAUGGGGUUGCACUCCCCCUGCAAAGGAGCAGGUUUGCAGUCAGGGGUUGUUUCUGGAUCCAGCUCUGUCACUGGUGGCUCAGGUAGCCUGAGUGGCUGGAAGUGCCUCUUAACAACUACAAUUGGUUCGACAGCUACAGCCAUUCUUGGACUGGUAGUUCAUGGUACUGGUGUGGGGCUUCCCUUGCACUUGAGCUGGAAGCUGCAGUUAGUACAGAAUGCUGUAGCACGAUUGCUGACAGGAGUGAGACCUGUCAGUAUGUAACACCUGGGCUCAGAUGUCUGCGCUGGUUGCUGGUUUGCUGCUGGGCCAAGUAUAUACAGGCAUACCUCAGGUUGCGAAUGCUGCGGGUUGCGCGUUUUCGGGUUAUGGACCGCGCUGAACCUGGAAGUACCGGAACGGGUUACUUCCGGGUUUCGGUGCAUGCGCAGAAGCGCAAAAUGACGUCAUGCGCAGAAGCGCCGAAUUGCGUCACACAUGUGCGCAGACACGGGUUGCGAAUGCUGCGGGUUGCGAACGUGCCUCCCGCACGGAUCACGUUCGCAACCUGAGGUAUGACUGUAAAGCCCUUAACAACUUGGGACAAGUUUACCUGUGAAGAUUGCAUCUGUUUACCUGUGGAGGUGGCACUAUAGCAGGUGCCACAUGUUACCCAUUCCCCAUUUGUAACUUCUAACAGGAGUCCUUGCAGCAGAAGUAAGGCCCGCCACUGUGCCAGCCAGCCACAACCUCCUCCACAGCACUCCAUUUCCAUUUCUGAUUUCCCCCCAACGGAUUCUCAACAUUCUUGGCUACUGAUUUAGGGGUGGGGGGUGCUCCCUUUUGUUUCUCAGAGGUCCUGUGUUGACUCUGUUUCAGCUGGUACUCGCCAUCUGAGUUAAUGAGAGUGAUUGGGGUGUGUGUGAUGGUUCUAAUAGCCUGUUGACUAUUUGAGAAUUGUCACAAGUUUGUCCCUUUCAGGCAAAGUCUCAAGCACAAAUCUCUGAUAAAGAACAGCUUGAAGCAUUCCGAUAUACUUAGUGGCCUUUGUGAGGAUAUCCUGUUUUCUUUCCAGUCUUGUUUGCAGCUGGCUGAGCAGAUGAAGCGGUCUGGAACAGAGGUGAAUAUGACUUUUAGGCAUAUUGACCUUGGGAUGAAGUUGACUUCCAUAGUAUUGUGGUUAAAGUUGCAAGGACGUGAACUUCUGAGAGCUUUAGACAGGCCACAAGCAUAGCUUAUGUUUGGGCAGCACACAAACUAUUUAGAACCAUAGAAUCCUAGCUUUCCUUUUGACCACUUUUUAGUAAAUGGUGGGGAUGGACAAAAACCUCUUCAGACAUCUCUAUCUCAGGAGCUAAGGAACACAUGCUCCCCUAAUGGUGAGCAUCAUGUAGACUGUCACUUUAAUGGGCUACACACAACUUGUUGCUGUUCUCCAGUGCACUAAUUUAUUCUGAACUUGAUGAGAAAAUUUGAUAGUCAUAGCUGGGGGGAUUCCUGGAUGGAAGCCAAUCGUGUCGAGUAAGCACUGGUAUAGGAUCUGUUGUGCAGGCCUGAAAAUGGAAGGCGAGUAAAACAUCAAAAAGCCAAAUUAACCGUUUUUCAGAAUUCCCAAGGACACGUCUCAAUUUAUGCAUGCAUAAAAUAAAUUUAUUGGCAAUUGUAGCAUAGCUUCUGUGUAUAAGCAGGUUUCCUCUCCUCUCUCUUGAGUAUGCUGAACUUCCAUUACAGUAUGUGCAUAGGCCAGGGAAUGAAAUAGCCAGAAUGUUACCUCACAGGACUGGCCUUUCAGUGCUGGGGAGGGGGAUAGGGCAGGGAGGUGAGGCAUUUCUGGUAUAAGUUUUCUAAAACACUGUUGAAUUCUGUCCAUUUGAGCUUUGAUUUCUUCCCUUUCAAAUAGGAGAGCAUUGAUUGCAAGUUGUUCCAAAGGACAGUCAAGCUGUGUAGAUUCUUGGCCAAUUCCCUGGUGCACUACACCAAGGUGAGAGAUAGAAACUGGGUUCACUCUGAUGCAAAAUGUAUGUUUGGCUUGAAUAUGCCUUAAUUGCUUUGCUAUAAAAUAUUCUGUCUAACUUGGAAAAUGUGGUAGCAUAUAUAAAAAGUAAUUGGCAAUAUUCCAUCCAUAUUCCUCAGAAUCAUUACUUGUCAUGUAGGGCUUGAUUUGUGCUGUCUAUAUACUACAUUCGACAUUGUUAACUACAGAUUCUACUUAGCCAUGAAGUUUGUGCUCAAAGCUGUGUCUAAAUAAGGAUACCUUUCCAGUUUGUCAUAUCUGUCCUCUUUGUAUUGUACAAAUUGCACAACUCUUCAAGUCUGCAGUUAUAGAAGUCUCUUUCUAAUAAGUCAGUGAACAUCAUCCUUUUUCACCCCUACAUCCUUUGUGUCAGUUUGCAAAUGCUUUGAGAAGAACAUCACUUGACGUAGAGAAUCACAAAUGGUGUUUUCCCCAGAGGGAAUUUAGAUUUGCUACCCAUUUUUUAUUGUAGGUACUUGUACUAUUCCCAUAUUUUGUAACAGCCCUUGUACCACGGACAAAUAAAAUGGUUCACUAUUGAUAUCUGAACCAAAUUUCCUUAGGGUGUGUUUCUCCCUUAGCGGCAUCUGCUGGAAAAGCAGUUUGUUUUUGGUGUUUUGCAGAAAGUUUUAACAUUUAUCUGAAAUGCUUUAGGAAUUUACUUGGUUCUUAAAUCACAAGUAUUUGCUGUGAUUGCAUUGUCCAUCUGUAGUUGUUAAGAGUUUACUUAAGUCAGCAUAGUAUUUUUGUGUUAUAUCCCAUAUUAUGCUUCCUUUUUUCCUGAAUAAAUGUUUUGUUUUGUUUUGUUUAAGGUUAUCUGAUUUGCCCUGGGUUUAGUAACUUUAACCUGACCCACCCUACUUAGAAGAGUGGGUAAAAUUUGAUUCUAAAAUAUGUAGAACAGAUUUUUAAUACUGAAUUGUAGCUUAUACAGUACAGUAAGUCUUGUACUAUUUUGUAUUAUCUUUUGAACAAAGUUCCACUCUGCUUAGAGGGACUUCCAAAUGUGUAGACAGGAUUGUAGCAUUACAGCACAUUCCUAUACUCAAAAGUAAUGUGUGUCUCAGAUUGUAGCCUUUUAUUUCAAGUAAGUUGUCUUGCUUAGUAUCCUUUCCAUGUGCAUACAGAGCCAAAAAUACAUAUAUUAUAGUAUAAAAUGCACGUGAGCUGCAGGAGUAAAAAAUUGGGAUUGUGCUCUACUUACCAGAAUCGUAUGUAAAGUGCAGCUGAAAAGUAAGUUUAAAAAAUUGCAACAUUAAUUCCACAAAAGGUCUGAACCUACAAUAAAGAUACAGUGGUACCUCAGGUUAAGUACUUAAUUCAUUCCAGAGGUCCGUUCUUAACCUGAAACUGUUCUUAACCUGAAGCACCACUUUAGCUAAUGGGGCCUCCUGCUGCCACUGCGCUGCUGGAGCCCGAUUUCUGUACUUAUCCUGAAGCAAAGUUAUUAACCUGAAGCACUAUUUCUGGGUUAGCGGAGUCUGUAAGCUGAAGCGUCUGUAACCUGAAGCGUAUGUAACCCAAGGUACCACUGUACAGAUAAAAUUACUAAAAUAUAAUAAUAUAUUAUCUCAUCUAUCCAGAAUGAUGCAAAUUUUCAGCUUAUAAAAGGCAGUGGAGAUAAAGUUAUAUCAAUGAAUUUUAAAAUUUAAAAGUAUUUUAAAUGGUUGGCUUUACAGGAGUUCACUCCUUUCCUGGCAGAUUCCUGCUGUCAGCUACAUCAGACAUACCUUCAAAUAUACAGGUAAGUGGUACCCGAUAAUUAAUUUGAUUUUUAUUAUUUUUACAUAAUUAUUAUGUCAUUAGUGUUUUCUGUGCCUGAGCUUGAAAGUAAUUUGAAAGCUGCCUUCCUGGUACAGUGGUACCUCGCAAGACGAAUGCCUCGCAAGACAAAAAACUCGCUAGACGAAAGGGUUUUUUGUUUUUUGAGCUGCUUCGCAAGACGAUUUUCCCUAUGGGCUUGCUUUGCAAGAUGGAAACGUCUUGCAAGUUUGUUUCCUUUUUCUUAACACCGUUAAUACAGUUGCGACUUGACUUCGAGGAGCAACUCAUAGAACGCGGUGUGGUAGCCUUUUUUGAGGUUUUUAAAGACUUUGGUGAUUUUUGAAGCUUUUCCAAAACUUUCCCAACACCGUGCUUCGCAAGACGAAAAAAAUCGCAAGACAACAAAACUUGCGGAACGAAUUAAUUUUGUCUUGCGAGGCACCACUGUAUGGCAGUUUGCAAACAGUGGGUUCCAAAAUCAUGACGACUGAAGACUGAUGUCCUGGCAUGUAUCUGCAAUAGCCCCAUUUCCUUCUGUAUCAAGGUAUGUGCCACACAGUGUCAUAGAAUCGUAGUGUUGGAAGGGACCCAAGGGUCAUCUAGUCCAACCCCCUGCAAUUCAGGAAUCUCAGCUAAAGCAUCCAUGAUGGAGCCAUCCAACCUCUGCUUAAAAACCUCCAAGGAAGGAGAGUCCACAGCCUCUUAAGGGAUGCUGUUCCCACUGUUGAACAGCUCUUAAACGAAUGUCACUGCAAUACAAUAAGAACAUAAUUAAAGUGUGUCUUGUCUUAGCUCCACAGAGUUUCUGUAUUCUGUUGAACCUUAGAAAUCCAUGUUUAGUGCUCUUCAGAGUACAAGUGAUACAUGCAGCAUUCUGUAUUCUUUCCUGACAGCAAAUUUCCUCCAAGUCUUUAUGCUCCAGCGAUUUCUAAGUCUCAUCAGGAUGAAAUAGCGAGGGAAUUCCUCGUGACGCUGGACUCUCUCCUACCCCACCUGCUCUCUUUUAGGCCUUUCCUAGAAGUGGCGUUAAGUAAAAUUUCAGGUAAGCUUAAAGGCCCUGACAUUCUCCUUGCAGCAGAGAACUGGGUGGAGGAUUCUGAUGGUCCCUGAAAGCCAGGUAUUUCUUCCCCCUAGUCAGCUGCAAGAAUAAUAAAAUUCCACAGUAGCAAUACUAUAUACCAAUUUGUUUUGAAAAUGUACAAUCAGACCAAAGUUACUUAUUAGUAACUCAGCUUUUUUCAGGUCAUAAACAUUAUUAUCAUCAUUAUAUUCAUUUCAUGGCUUUAGAAUAUUCUUACCAUUCUAAUUUUUAAAGCUAAUCUUUCUUUUUCAUGUGUAGAAUUUUGUAUUCUUAUUAAAGGCUUAAUUUCUCUUAAUAACAUUUUUAUUUGUUUAGUUAUAAGCCAUAAACUUUUUGCAGGUGUUCCAUAAUACUUGUUUGACACUUGUAAGAGAUUGAUCUUUUAGUGUGGCAGCACUCACUUCGGAACUCCCUGCCUGUUAACAUCAGGCAGCUGUCUUCACUGUAUUCUUCUUUGGCACCUGAUGAAGACAUUUUUGUUUAGGCAAACCUUUCCAAACAUGUACAGUGUUCCAUAUGUUAUAAUUCAUUUUAGCUUAUUGUUGGUUUUCAUUUGUUUUGAACAGUUGUUUUUAACUAUUUUUACUGUUAAUGUUAUUGUUUAAUGCUUUUUGCAAACUGCUUUGAGGGUUUUUCUUUACAAUCAAGCAGUAUAUAAGCAAUAUAUAAACGUUAAAUAAAUAAAAUAUAUAAAAAUUACAAAGACAAAUGAGUUUUAAGUACAUGGUUGUAGAUUUCUAGAUUUAUUCAGACAUGAGAGCUCCAUAUACAUGUAAGCUUGCUUUAAAAGUUUUAACUUAAAAAAUGUUUUUUCUUUAAAAAUGACUACAGAUCUCUCUCCUGAGCUGCAUUUUCCACAAUGUCGUCUUCUGCUUUCUGUAAUGGACAAGUUGCCAUCCCAGCCCCAAGAUGUGCAGGCUCUUUGGAACACUGGAAGUCAGUUACCAGAGGAGAUUCCCAGGUAAUUCAUUGCUGCUGUAGUAGAUUUAUAUUAAUGGAUAAGCGUUUUUGUGAUUAGCAUACUUGAUGUUGCCAAGCUGCAUCCCCAGGUUGUUUUGAACACGUUUUAUAAAAAGAUGUGUUGUAUUGAAUGAAGGGUUUAGUGAAGGUUAGCAUGAUUAAUUCUAAAUAUAAUUUCCUCAGUAAUGUCAGUUGACUGUACAAAGAUUCUGGAUAGCUCUUGCUAGAUUUAAGAUGCUUAUUUCUGUUUCAUUGAUUGUAGACUUUUGCAGCAUCUGGAAAUCUAGCAGUCAGUAGCAUAAAAUCCACCCAGCACAAUUUAGGGCUGCACUGUCUCUAUAUUAUUCGUUUUAGUGAUGCAUGUUGGAUUGCUGCAAAGAGUUAGCCUUAGGUAAGAGUAAUCCUGAUGUUCUCCAUUUCUCUGCAGAGUCUCCUUGUUUGCAGCCCUCUUCCUCAGUCUUCAGCAGUGUCCUGGAGAGCUUUUUCUUCCUGUUAGUUUGCCAGCAGCAAUGGGGACAGGGCAAGCUGAGGAUCUUGUCACCUUUUACCACUAUGUCUGUGUCCAUUUGUGUGCCUUUAUCACAUCCCUCUCGGUUUCACACUUCCAUCUACUGGUAAGGAGUAUUGUACGACAAGCCCCAUCUGCUGACUUAGAGCAGCUAGUGGAUUUUAAAACCAAGCUUUCCAAUAUAAGUCAUUCUUCUCCACUGCAUAUCUUACCAUAUAAUAAAAUCUUAAGAUGACCUCAGUUUGUGUAGCUGCCACAGGCUAGCUACAGAGGAUGAGUCCAGGGUGGUCCUCUCCUGCCUUUCCAUCUUUGCUGCCACUGCCAUGGAGUGGGGGAGAAAGUCUCCCUUUGUCCAUUCAUUCUUCCACGCCACUGCCUUAAGAGUCUCUACCCUGGAAAUAAGAGAAAGAGGGAUUUGUCCUCCCCACUUCUGGACGUUUGAGCUGUGCAAAGGGGUGUGUUGGUGGUUGCACAGGGAGUGGGAAGGGAAUUUGUUGAGGGGCAAAGGAAGUGGGGAGGAGAGCUGGCGAGGGGCAAAGGCAACUAUCUGUAAACAAACAAGAAACGUCCAUAAAAAUGGCGAAUGUACUUUCUUUCCAAAAUACGUUUUAUCUUAAACAAUUGUAAGCACAGCAACGUUAUGAUUGAUUUUGACAGCUCGAUGACUAAGCUCUUUAGCAACGAAACGUCUUGAUUACCGGAACGAUGUUCGAGCACUGAACCACUGGUAUAUUUUACUGCGUUUUCAGUUGUUUAAGAUAAAACCUAUUUUGGAAAGAAACUACUUUUGCCAUUUUUAUGGAUGCUUAUUGUUUAUUUACAGAUAGUUGCCUUUGUGGUCUUAUCUUGAGACAGUGAGCAGGUAUACCAGAUGGAGCUGGUAGACAGCUGCCCUGGACACAGAACUGACCUUUGCCUCCAUGGACAGAUUUGUUUUUUCUUGUUAGUUGGUGGGAUGACAAUAAACAGCAGCCGUAACUUCUUUCUAAGCAACUUUUUGCCUGUGUAUACGUGUAUCUGUUUUCUUUCAGGAAUGUUCCCUGCUGGAGACUGUACUUGGUUCUAACACAAUCACUGCUCUCCUGGCUAUGGACAUUUGGUGCUUCCUUGCCCGGUAAGAAAAAAAAAAUCCUGAAACACAGGCAGAUGUAACUUAAACUGCUAAGUUUUCCCAUAUUUAUUUAUUUUUGAUACCACUUUAUAUUUUUAAUAAAAAUCUCAAAGCGGUUUACAGCAUAUUAAAUCAAUAAAACAACAGCUGGGCAAUGUUCCUCUGGCCUCAUGAGGAGCCUCUUUAGUAGGGCUGGGUGAAUCUGGGCCCCGCCCCCUAGGCCAGGUGGAAAGGGCCUUGCGGGGAACAGCCUGCACACUCACACCUUCAGCAAAAAGACAAGGAAAAAAAUUAUUAAAUACAGAUACCACUUUUUCUUCAAGAAAGGUAGCGUAUCAUAAUUGGCAUUUUUCUCUCCUCACAGUAAACUUGUUAAGCUGAAAGAGAAUGACUUGCAAGAGCUAUGCUAAUAGGUGCCAUGACUAAACAGGGAUUUGAACGCAGGCCUUCCCAGUUCAAGAUCAACACAGACUAGCACCCCAAGGAGAGAUCCGCUGCCUCACUUGUUCAUCUUGCUCUUUUUUCUUCUCCCAGGUAUGGAAGAGCGGACCUGUGUGCUCAUCAUGCAUUUAUCAUAGCAUAUUUGGUAAGCAGAACGUGGUUUGUUUAUAAGCAGAGGUAUUUGAGCAGAGCAGAAAAUGUAACAUAGCACAACACAACAUGAAGUUUACAUAGCUGCAGAUUAUUAUCCCAGGCCUCUUGAAGACUAUGGGAAAAUCUGUUGUACAAAAUGGGAAAUGCUCAGUCCCUUCCUUGAUUUCCUGAUACGUUUGUAUAAUAAGGGCUAAAUAUUAGUUUUGUAAUAUAGCAGUAUUUAAUCAAAUUUAGUUUGAAUUUAGUCAAAAUGCAGUGAAUGAUUAUAUAGUCUCUUUCUUUCUUUCUUUCUUUCUUUCUUUCUUUCUUUCUUUCUUUCUUUUGCCAGCUUGAUUCUCUCAUUAUAUAUUUUGAAAAAACUCCACCCCAUGUCUUCAGCCAAACAUGGAUUCCAAGGAAAUUUACAUACAAAAUUAAUUAUCAACACUAUUUUAAAAUAAACAGUAGCACAAUAAAAUCUGGGAAUCAUGUCAUAUUCAAUCAUUUUAAACAAGCCUAAAUAUGUUCAUGGUGCUUUCUUCAGGAGAUACUUGGUUGUUCAGCUUUGCUUCAUUUUGAUAAGCAUUUUUCUCUAGGUCUGAUUACCUAGUGAUGGGAUUAAUUUUUUAUUUAUUUUUACCUUCCUCUUUAGUUAUGUGGCUUGGCUCAUUUGUUUGAGCUAUCUGGAUGGUUUUAACAAACAAAUGCUGGCCUUGAUAGGCCACUCUAACAUGGAGCCACUUUGAUUAAUUCCUAAUUUUAGGCUUGUUAAUUUGUGUGGUACAGGCUACUCUGUGAAGUAGUUUAGGAGGGACACACAGAUGGGUGCAAAUGGUAUUUGGUUAAUACAGACAUCUGGCUGUGGUCAAGUGGAGAAUCCGUAAUGUUAAAAAGGAAUAUGUAAGUAAUGUUGGACUUGCUGUUACCUAAAAUAGGACCCAGUGUAUGUGUAGCUAUAGGUUCUGCAUCAAAACUGUUCUCUUUUUUAAAAAAAACCAAACAAACAUGCUUAGGUGUCGCUAGAUUGUUAGAAUUUUGUGAGCUAAUAAUUUCUUACCCUAUUCAGAUAAAAGCUUGUCCUGCAGAGCAUUUUCAAGUUUCUCUGCUUGGAGUCCUGCUAAGGCGUCUGCUAUUCCUGAUGACUGCUGAUCACCAGGCAAGUACUGCCAAAAAUGUUAUUUAUUGAUUCCAUCUGUAUCCCAUCUUUCCUUCAAGGAACUCGAGGUGUUAAGCACUUUUUGUUUAGUGAGGGAAGAGGCAUAUGUUUCAACCUGCUUUGUUACAACCGUAACAAAUUUUGAGGGCUCAUUCAAAUAUUACACUCACCAUAGGAAGGUGGUCAAAGAUGCUUUUGUAUGAUUAGAUUAGUCUUACCAUCCAGAAAGUCUCCCUUUUAACUGCUGCACUGAAUGUGCAGCCCAGGCAUUGAGAGUUUCCCCUCAUGGUAAAAGGCUUACACAGGCUUUAACAACCAGAGUAUGUCACUGGUGUUCUGUGAAAACAUUUUGGCUGCAUCUAGGUGAGAGCCGUACUAUCUGAAUUUAGCCCAAAGGAAUCAUUGUCGUUUUGCAAUUAAAUCUCUCAGGAAUCUCCCUCAGUACUAACCGAAGUUGUGCACCUGUCUGUCCUGUUAUUAAAGUGUAGACAUAUUUUAUGGGUAUUGUUAAGGUUUUCUGUGAACCAUCCAGAGACCUUGGGGUAUAGGGCGGUAUAAAAAAUUCAAUAAAUAAUAAUAAUGAGAAGAAUAAUUAUCUGUCUUGGAAAUAGAGUGGCUGAAGUCACAUUCUGGGUUGGGGACUGGAGAAGCUGCUGGGAUAGUUUCAGAGUCUAAGCCUUGCCUUUGAGAGGGAGAGAUCCUUUCCUCUAGCCUGCCAUCUUACUCUGUCAUUGGACAGAAAGGAUAUUCUGUUUAGUUUAUUAUUUUCCUAUAUUUGUGAAACAGUUUAUUGAACUCUCCUGUGCUCUUUCUAAUGCUGCCUUCACCUCCUUGCAGGUGAGGUUCACCCAACAAUUUCCUUCCAGAGAAACAGAGAGCCUGCUAUUGUGGCAGCAUCUUUCUCUCCAGGCCCUGAUCCCUCCCCUCAGACAGCAAGUUGCUCAUGAGCUCUUUGUGGCCGGAUUUGCACAAUGUCAAGAGUGGCUGAGCAGCAAAAGGUCUCUGGAGGAACUUCCACAGGUGGUAAGGAAAGGCUUGAAUGAAUUACUUGCGGAUGAAAAACUCUGGUGAGGAUUUUCUUGUCCUCUUUGGUUCUAUUGUUCUGUUAUGGGGAUACCCACAAGUAAGCCCAGCUUUUUGCAUCUUUGUACUAAUAGUAUGAUUUCAGAGCGAUAAUAACUUUUUUGUACCGGGUCUAUCAAUAGUUUGCAUGACUGGGAUCAAGUGUUGGUGCAAAGGAUGCAGGACUUCAGAUUCCUGAGCUUCAGGACUUGCACUUUAAAGAGAGAAUGCAUGUAUUUUUUUCUUGCCUUUGUAGUUGCAGACGGAAGCCUGAAAGUGGACAUACUUUUUCUGUUAAAACAAGGGUGGUCAACCUGUGGCUCUCUAGAUGUUGCUGGACUAAAGCUCCCACCACUGCAAACUACUGGUUAGCUGAGGUUGACAGGCACUUCUGGAGAGAGACAGGCUCUCCCUGUGCCUAAAUGCUUGCAGAUUGGGUGGUGUUUCUAGUGAUCAGAGAUACAACUAGAAGUGUUCCUAGCUCCUCACAGCUCUUUCUUCUCUGUUAGAACACUGCUCUCUCUGCCUUGUUGUCCUUGUGCCAAACUGCUGGGAAGUCACUAGAGGUGGGACAGCAAACAGCACUUGUUGGAAUUGUUGGACAGUUCUUGGUAGUUCUACCUGCCACACAGGUGAGUAAAUUCUCUCAUUUCCCACUUCCUGCUGCUCCAUCUAGUUCUCCCUUCUCCACAAGUCCAAUAAUAUGUCAGAACAGAGAUAGCUGCAGUUUUCCUGCUCUUGUGGGAGGGCUAUAGGAGGAGAAAGCACAAUUCCAGGAGAGAGAAGAAGACGACGACUCUGUUUUGUUACAGGAGCAUGCAGUUGCCUCCCAGUAUGCAUCUUUCUUGCCAUACAAAUGUCAGCAUUUAAGGUGUUGAUGACUCUUCCUAUAGUACUAGUUCCAUUAUGUGCCGAAAGAGGGAGGGGUGCUCUAUUUUUGCCUUGUACCAUAUAGCCAUAGAAACAGGCAAAGAAGUGUUUCCGCUUUAAUAUACAGGGUGAAUUUAAUAAUACUUCAGUGCAAUAUGAAUUGCAGUUAACACUUGCGAAUCGUGUGAGACUUUUGCUCCCUACAAUCACCAAACAUUGUGCUUUACUCCCAUCUGGCAAAGAACCCAAAAGGGAACUGGGCUAGGAGGCAGCAGUUUGUGGUAGUUUGUAUCAGUCCUCAUAUUUAGAUGAAGCUGACUUCACACUUUCCGUCUGUGAGAGGAGUGCACCUUCUGUCAGUUUGAGUUUGAGUAGAUCAACAGCACUUACUUAGCCAGACAGCCUUUCAUGCUGCUGUCACAGAGGCAGGGCAUAGCAGAAUCAUUAAACAUUCACUUUGCAGUGAAUCUUUACCUAGUUACCUAGCUAGUCAGAAAUGGAGGACACUGUGAGGCUAUAAUAUGCUCUUUUUGUCCAAUGAAGGUCUCCAGUCUGCCCUCUCUGCAGCAGACCUUUAGCUUGGUGCUUCGACUCAUGCAGUUCUUCAUCCAAAUAUUAGAGCCUCAACUGCUAAUUCAGGUAAGAAAUAGUAUGAUGAGCAGACUUGCCUUACAUACACAGAUGGAUGUCUAGCAAGGUACUUUUCAAAGCUGAUUGCUGCUAGUUAUGACAGGUGUAUCCAUCAUCAUUUUUCUACCAGAGAGUGAUCCUGGUAAGCAUAAGCCACAGUAGUACAAGAAUGUCAUGAUCCUAGUUCCUGGCUAUUUAGAAACCCUAGCCCUCAAGAAGCAGAGCUACAGUUUGCUUCAUAGGGUGUAAUUAUUAAGUUACAGCUGGUUUGCAACAUAUUCACAAAACAACCUCCUGCAUCUUCACUCACAGAUGUUCACAGUAUGGUGAGAGGGAGGAAGUGUAUUUUGCCCCCCUACACCAUUUUAAGGGCCUUCAAACAGAGUGUAUUAUAUUUGGAGGUGCACACCUCUUGCCCAGGCCAAUGCAGCCACAACACCACUGGCCUGAAUGUUCCCCACUUCCAUCCUUUAUUGGCCUGUCCAUUGUCAAGGCUAGUCAUGACUGCUAGCAACCAGAAUUUGAAGUGUAUUUGCCAAUCUAGUUGAGGUUGAGCAUACAGUCAUACCUUGGGUUGCAGACGCUUCAGGUUGCGUGUUACUGGGUUGUGCACCGCACCAAACCUGGAAGUACCGGAACGGGUUACUUCCGGGUUUCGGCGCAUGUGCAGAAGCGUCAAAUUGCGAUCCGUGCGUGCGCAGAAGCGGCGCUGUGGGUUGUGAACGUGCCUCCCGCACGGAUCACGUUUGCAACCCGAGUGUCCACUGUAUUUAGCAACUGUGCAUACACAAUGCUACUCUGGUGAGGGUUGACGGAUUUGGGAGAAGCAAACAGUGCCAGGAGCCUUCAAGGUUGGUCAGUGGAAUAGAAUUUCCUGACCAUACUUAAAAUCACAAGCUUUCCUGUCCCACUACUACGCUGAUUGUUUAAUCUAUUAUUUCUGUUAUGAAAGGUUGCUGUGCUUCUUUUGCAUGCAGGCCGGGUUAUGUGAAUUGUCACUUAGUGUUCUUGCAUUUUAAACCCCUCUAAACCUUACUCCACCAAUGUGUGUAUAGCUGCAUCUGCAUGCACUGGAUGAAAUGGACCAAAAGACCUUAUAUCAUAAUCUUCAAAUGUGACAACACUAUUCGUUGUUUUCUCUUCCUGCAGAUACUUACACUGCAAACUUCCCUCCUUCAACUCAAUCCCCCAGAUCAUGUUCUCACUGCAAUCUUAGAUUUUCUCUCUUCGAUGGGGGUUCCCAUUAUUCCACCAGAAUUCCAGGUAAAUUCACUAGAACAAGAUUCUGUUCUUUCAUUAACCUUCUGCAGGUGUCGUUUACUGUUUUUCAGUAGUGGCCACUGAGUAGCUAAGGCCCAAAGUACAUUAAUCAUAAGAAUGUCAAGUUCCUAUUACUUUUUAGAAACCCUGUGUGGGAAGCCUACAUGGGUAAUGAAAGGUACAGGGACUCCUUGAUAGUUACCUAGGGGUAGAAAGAUAUCACUAUUACAUUAUCCCUGGACUUGGUGGUGUUCUUGCCCCUGAGUUUAUUUUAGCUUGGAAAUGCAUUUUUACUUGGAAUUUUUCCAUUUUAAAGACACGUUCUUGACUCUUGUUGAAUGGCAGUGGGUCAGUGUGACAACAGGACUUGGCAUAUUGUGGGAUGUUUUGCUGGUUUGAUUUGGAGGGCUGGGCAUGUCUAUUUGUCGGCAGAGUCCAGACGAAUAGUCAAAACCAACAAAAAAUAUUUUGGUAUCUUAAGAGACUGACACAUGUAUUAUGGCUUAAGUGAUUGUCUUCUAUCUGAUGCAUAUGCUGUAACAAAAUUGUCAGUCCGUAAAUUGCUGCAAGAUUAUUUGAUACGUUUUGUCAGUAAAGGCUGCCAUGAGCUUUUCAUUACUGUCAUUCUCGGUGGGGUACCUGGGUUGUAUUUAAUUAUGAUUCCCAGGAAAUUAUGAGCGGAGGCGAAUAUAUAGGCUUAAAAUACAAAUAACUGCAUUAUUCACUUGUUAGGAGCAGAUUUUAUCCAAGCUGUCCUACCUGUUUUCUUCUUUGCUGGCCAACAGUAGCUGGUUGAUUCAACAGCACACCAUAGAGGCAUUCACACAGUUUGCACAGGUAAGAUGAAGUCCAGCUGUGCGUUCCAGUUUGGGGGAGAAAUGCACAUGAUCCCACUAAAAUUAAUCAGUUUUAAGCUCACUCUUAACACCCUUGGUGUUAAGGGCUGUAAAGGGCUCGAUCCAGCUAAGUUUGGUUACAAGUAACUGAGCUCCUGGCAUCCAGAGAUUGGUGGAAAGAACUGCCAGUAGCACAUUCCCUCCCCCAAGUUCUCAUUUGCACUGCAGUUUUGAGAAAUGAGAAGCAGCAAAAAUCUCUUUGACUCUUACCAUGUCCAAACUGCAGUGUAGCUAGAGAAGAGUCCACCACUCUUCCAAAACCUUGCCACAUGGUUUCAGGAAGAUGCACUGUCUUCUGGAGUUUGGAGAAAAUGAGAAACAGUAGGACAACUUGAAAGAGAAAAUGCAAGGAUUUAUUUCGUUCUCCUGAGGUUUGGUGAAGUUGUUAAAAAAAGAAAACAACCCCAAAAGAAACUCAAGUCUCUUCCACUUUCUAUCCCUUUGCUUUCUCUAUGUUCCAGGGCAAAUUGAGAAACAACCCCUAGUAAGCAAAGCUAGGGUUUGCAGACCACUGCUUAACUUCCAUCAUAUUCAGUGGUACUUAGAUUAGAUGCUUCUCUUCGGCUGGGUAAUAUAAGUAGUGUUAAGUCACAAUGACAUACUACAGAUUAGUUUUUUCUGGAUCUGUAGAUGUUUGUGUUAUUAAAGAGAACAGAAAAGCAACUGAAGAAGGAAUUGCGUAAAUUCUACUGAUUGGUAUUUUAGUUGUAAUUUUAGCUCUGCUUUCAUAAAAUACUUUGGGUACAGGGAAAGACUAGGGCUUAGAAUUUUAAAAUAACAAUAACAUUAAAUAAGAUAUAAGGGAUGACAAACAGAGCAGAAAGAUUUGGGAGUACCUGACUUUGAAUAAUAAACUGCCUGCUCUUCUGUUGUUAGUUUUAAUAGUGCUGAACAUUUCCAGUUGUUUAGCAGAAAUUCCUCAGAUCUGCUUGAUUCUUGUGUUAACAUAACCAGGCUGUGGUGAGCAUGAACCCUCUUCUCCCCUAUUUGUUUUUGUGUUGUUGUUUUUUGUAUUAAGGAGACGAGCCAUGAAGCCAUACUUUCCCAGUGCCUUAAUUCUGAAGAAAUUAAAAGCAAAGUUGUUGGCUUCCUAUCAAAGGUAUUUCUUAAAAUAUAAAAUGGAUGGUAUGCUACUGGUGCCAGAUUUUCCAUUUUGAAAUUUAAUGUUUCCUGAACAAAUUAUGCACAUUGAUAAUACAGAGUUAUACAGUGGACCUUUGGGUAACGUAUGUUUCGGGUUGCGAACGCGGCAACCCCGGAAGUGUAUACUUUCGGGUUUCACCACAUACGCAGAAGUGAUCUAUCACGCCGCAUGCGUGCGCAGAAGUGGCGCCUCACAUUGCAGACUUUUUGGGGUACAUACAGACCCCCGGAACAAAUUAAGUUUGUAUCCGGAGGGUCCACUGUAUUGAGUUUACAACUAAACUGAGCUUUAUCAAACCAAAAUGCAUAACCUGAAACGAAGAUAUGCAGACGACAUACCUUGUACAUGUACCAAAAGAUGGACUUUUGUUUAUUUACACAAGUAAGGACACUAAAUCACUUCUUUGUGGUCUCUGCAGUCAUACCUGUGCUUAUUUAUUUGAAAUAUUUAAAUCACAUCUUUCAGCCUAACGGGCCUUCUUUAAGGCAGCCAAUAACCUCUAGCUAAGGGAAAACUGCACUUGUAAUGUUAGAAACAGUUUUCUUCCAAACUUUUGACAGUAGUAGCAGCAGCAGCUAUGAAUUUAACUGCAUAGUUAGGUUAUUUCUGCUCUGGCUUUUCUCUCAGACCCGCCUUGUAGAGGAGACAGCAGAAGCAAGAGCAGAACGGAUGAAAGAGGAAAAUGUUCGUCUUAAGUGCCAUUUGCGAGAAGCCACAGCAGACAGACAAAGGAGCCUGACCUUGGAGGUAUGUUGCGGAAUUGGGAUUGCGUGUUGUAGUGAUUUCUGCUAUCAUUUUCACAGUUCAUGAUGGUGCUAAAUUUGUGCCAGCAAAUUGAGGGCCAAGACACACAUUUUUGUUGUUAACCUGAGCAAGUCUGUGCGCCCAUGAGAAUACAUUUAUCGUGUGAAAUAUAUAUAGGCAACAGUCAUGUCACAUGAUCACAGCAGUUUAUAGGAAUUGCUGCUUUCUAUCUGUAUUUUUCCAGUUCAUACAGUUUGCAUGUGAAUGUUUACCCAGAGGCAGUCACUAGUCAGGCAAACAAAAAUACUAGUUUGGGGUCUAUUAGUCCUCAUUUUAUAUCCUGGUCUGUAGCUUUUAAGGGACGCGGGUGGCGCUGUGGGUUAAACCACAGAGCCUAGGACUUGCCGAUCAGAAGUUCGGUGGUUUGAAUCCCUGUGACGGGGUGAGCUCCUGUUGUUUGGUCCCUGUUCCUGCCCAAACCUAGCAGUUUGAAAGCAUGUCAAAAUGCAAGUAGAUAAAUAGGUACCGCUCCGGCAGGAAGGUAAAUGGUGUUUCCGUGCGCUGCUCUGGUUCAGCUGCUCAGCGGCUUAGUCAUACUGGCCACAUGACCCGGAGGCUGUACGCCGGCUCUCUUGGCCAAUAAAGUGAGAUGAGCGCCGCAACACCAGAGUCGGUCACGACUGGAUCUAAUGGUCCCUUUACCUUUAUGUAGCUUUUGCUAUAAGGAAGAAAGCGAUGGACUCCUGGCUGAAGGGGGAAGAUAGCACCUGGUAAUCAUUCUCAUCAGUUGAGGAAAGGCAGUCUGGAACAUACGGGCUCCCAGUUCAGGCAGUCACACUUUAUCCUGAUAUUAGGAAGUGAGGAUAGUUUUGCAUUGCAGUAUAUUCUUACCUUCAAGCCCUACUUUUUAUUAUUAAGAUACAAACUGUAAACAUUUCUAACCCUUGCAAUUCAUGGGGAGAAAGGGUCUUCAGUCUGUCCUACCCUCCCAGAACAGGGAAGGAAUAGAAUAAAUAACUUCAGAAUUUUUCUCUAACAAUAGCUGCCUAACCAUACCUGGUCUACUCUGACGUAAGUGCCACUGAGUUCAGUGUGGCUUGGAUUGCAGGCUUUAAAGGGCCAUGUUAGGCAGAGCCUUUUUUAGGCAGGGCAAGAGGUUUUAAGACCCAUUCUUUUGACUAUUGAACUUCAAUCAUAUUAUUGUAAUUGAGUUUGUAAGUGAUGGGGCCACAGCUGCUUUUAUAGUCUUGCUGGUACACACAGGUCUUGCUCUACAGAUGCUUGUUAUACAAAACUUCACUUAUCUGAAUAGGAGGAAUUAGUGCCCAAACCAUGCUGUAUAUGCCACAGAUUCAGAUAGUCCAACAGCUGGAUCUGUGUGUGGCACAGUAAACAAAUAAGCAGGCUUAAACAAGCCUGCCUUGUUGCAUUUUGCUGAUCUGCAAUAGCCGUUUUGCCGGAAACCAUGAUGAGAGGCAGGGGGAGAGACUGGACAAAUAAGAGAGCAUUUGUUUGCCUUUUGCAAUGUUUCAGAGGGUUUUCCUGUCGUUUUGGAGUCAAAACUCCAUGCUUGAAGACGCAUUAGAAAUUUUCCCAUAGUAAUCGUUGACACGUUAUGCAAAAGCUUGUUUAAUUACUGAUUUCCAGGAAUGCAUUAUAUUCAGUAAACACAACCUGCAUGUAUAUAGCCCAUGCUGGGGCUUUUUGUUUGUUGGAAUGACAAGUAACUAGUAGUCUGAGAGCUGCUUUUAAAAAUAAACACUGUCAUGAGAAGUGACCCCUCUUGGUAUUGCAACCUUUUUCUUUGGAGUUUGCAAUUACAGGCCAAGAAGAUAGUCUACAUACAAUUUGAAAGUGGAUCAUUUUGAUUUUUGACUAAGCAGCACUACUUAGCAUGCUUAAUGGCUAUGAAUCAAAAUCUUGAAAAUCAGAUUCCAUCUUGUGUGUUGAGCAGUGACUGGGUUACAGAAGUGUCGGAUUAUAAAACUGUUUUUCAUUUAUAGCCCUUCCCGAAAAGAACUUGCUACUCAGCCAGUGAAGAGCAAUAUAAGUCAGCAAUCGACGCAGCCGGAAGGACACUGGAGGUUUUGAAAGCGCUACUACAAAAGGGCCCACCCCCUAUUUGGUUCGCAAAGAAAUUGGAAACUUUACAGAUGACGCUGAACAGUUUGAAGAACAGCAUAAGUUGAUAGAUUUAAUGCAACCUUUUGAGUGACUUCAGUACUGCAGUCCUACUAGAGAUUCACAGCUCAAAGCCAAAGAAACAAAGUGCAGCCCAGUGGUAAUUUUAGAGUAAGCAUGUUGUAUAGUCGCUUUGUAAAGUUUACAGGGUCUUAUUGGUUCGAAGAGUGAAGAUACUGAGCGAAGCUUAAAGUAAGUUAUUGAACACAGAAUUAAAAUACAUUUUUUCUAUGCCAUUUCCUUCGACUUCAGCCUGCCUCCUUUGCUUACCAAGAGUAUUACAAACAUGUAAUGGAAACUAAACUGUGAGAACGAAAAUUUUUGCUGUGAUGCUAUUCUCCCCUAAUUUAAGUUCACAGCUUCUCACACUGUACAAAAACAUAGCUUUGUAAAAGACAGCCUAGAAUUUCUUGCACCUCUACCUGUUGAAUCAAUUCUCUUAAGAAAUAGAUUACACAAACAUUUAACCAGUGAAUUGUCCAUUUAUUUUUCCUAGUUUUCCAUAAACAGUAACGGUUGGUGGAAAAAAAUCAGACCACACAGCCUAUCCCUCUUUCCAAGCGCACAGGGCCGGAUGCAUGAGUUGUCAUGUGGCCUAAAUGCUGCAGGUGAAAAAGGCAAGCACCUGAACGGACUCUGAAGAUACCUUUGAGGCCUUGGUGCCUGUGGAGGGGCAAGACUUGUCCAGGGCAUUGCAGAAGCAGCUAUCUAACUCAAAACAUAGCUCAAGGUCUUCUAUCUGUCACCAGUUGGCAUCAUCUUCCCAGUUCAGCUCAUCUUGUUCCCAGCCAACAUCCACCUAGAAUAAAGAUAAAAUGCAUUAAUCAUACCAACAAGCUCUGUAAUAAACAAAUGUUGCACAGCUAAGCUGCUAAGAGCCAUUAGUUUUUAUUGGCUAUCAGUGUUGAUACACUUUACGUAGAAGAGUAGUACAAAAGGGAUGAUGAAGGCAGAGACUCCAUCCCUCUAAAGUCCUGGUGGCCAACACAGUGUGGCUCACAAACCUCACGAUUUCUUUUUUCUAGCAUUACUUUGAGAAAGACCAUGGGCUGUAUCCUAAACCAGCUAUAAUAUUUUAUUUUUUAAAACUGAUACAACAUGUUGAACAAAGAGAGGUAUCCAAGUUCCAAAUUCUCACCUCUGUAAUUUCAGCUGCUGCAAAUUUAGAAGAGAACUGUGCAUCGCAUUCGCUGCCGGAGACUGUGUUAAAGUUGUUCUGAAUGACAGGAUGGGCCCCCAGCUCUGGCAGAAUCAGUAGUGCUGACGGAGGUUUGAUGUCCGGGACCAUGUCAGCAAACCAGUCCAGCUCUGUGUCAUGCAACUCUUUCCUCUUCACCUGGAUCAUAUACUCCUCCCCUAAACCACAUUCCAACUUGGGAGGCUUCUCUAAAAGCGCCGCUUUGGGCAAACCGAUUUCGUCUUGCUGGUGGCCCCUGUGGCCAUAGCUGCCACUAUUGAUGCUGGGUCCCGGAGAUGGAUUACAUGUGAGAGUUCUGAAUUCUUUUCUGAGCUCAAACAUCGUUGGAGGCAGCUGCAGCCCUGCGACAUCAUUUAACCCUACAGCAGUGAGGCUGUUUCCUGAGGAGAGUUUAAAGUUAGGGCUGUCAGCUGCACCGUCCCAAGAUUUGUUGUCUUCAUCGUGACCAGCAAGACAGGGACUGCUGUUCACACAAAACUCUUUCCUUUGGCUCUCUACACUUUUGUCAGCCUCUGGCUUUUCACCCUCGCUCCAGUCUGGCCAUUCCUCUCCUAUUUUCUCAACUGCAUGCUGAUAAUUUCCACCAUUCCUCAAUAUAUUUAGUCCACCAGGGACACUGCUUAAGUGCAGAGAGUCUUGUUCUCCUGUGAAAGACACAGAGCAUAUGUCUGUUUUGAGGAGGGAUGCAUUAUAAAAGUUUAAACACACCAACAUACAUGACUGCUUGCACUGAAGAGACAUAAAAGGUAAUCAAGCUGAAGAAAAGUCCACCAGAUCAGAACAUAUUAACCUAGCCUGACAUCUCUUGCGGCUAUCAACCUAACCAGUUAAAAAUAGUAAGUUCAAUGAUAUGAAAGGUCUGCUGUCUAAAGUGGCUAAGAGCUAUAAAUGCUAGAUUUUUUCCCAUAGAGCAGAAGGCAUUGCAGAAUCUUCAGAGCCUUUUUAGAAGCAAGGACUGUGGCAAUGAAAAAGAAAAAGCCAGGAUUACCUUCCCUUAAGGCGACAUGAGAAUCUUGCCUUGGCACAUGGUUCCUGCUGCUGAAGGGAAGAUUCCCAGAGCUGGGGCACUUGAGAAACAUGGAGUUAUUCUUCUGCAGGGGCUGAUAAAUAAGCCUUCUCUGGCAACUUACUACAUGAUUAGGAGAGUCUACAAGGAUACACAAACC